AUGUUACUUGCUGCAGAUGCAAUUGAAGAUUGGACUUAUUAUCUUAUUAAUUUUACCCCAUCAUCAACAUCUCUUCAUCCACUUUCUCCUUUAAUUCGAAGUAAAAAUGAAGAAGAAGAUAAAAGUUUAAAUAAAGAAUGUAUUCGAUUUGAAUCAGAUUUAAAACGUAUUUAUAUUAAUGCAACACGUUCAAUACAAACCCAAGAUCAAACAAAUUCAAAUCGAUAUGCAUUAGUUAAAGCUAAUGCAUUCAAAGAAACAAAUAUUAAAAGACCAGAAGAAUGUCGAUGUGUUCUCCAAGAUUUUCAAUAUUUUAUUAAGGAAUUUCAAGAUAAAAUUGAUACAUCUGAAUUAGAAAUUAAAGAUCUAGCAAUGGAAACUCGUGGCUAUGGAAUUUUUGCUAAUGUAAAAGGUGAAGACAGUUUUGAAGAAUAUGUUAAAUUUAUAUUUGUUGGCUUAAUUCAACGUUGUGAACAAAUUGCAAUGCCAACAAUGACACUAUCUCAAACAGUAGAUGUAUUUAAUGAACGUUUUUAUGAUUUACCGAAUUUAAUUGAUGUUCUUUCAGCUAUUAUUAUUGAAAUGACAAAUAUUGGAAAAGAAUUUCUUGGUCCACUUGAACGUUUAACUUACAUGACAAUUGAUUAUUAUCCACGUUAUCAACCUAAACCACAAGCAACAACAUGUUCAUCUGUUAUUAAAAUGAUUUUAGAGGAAGAUGAAGAUGAAACUACUACAACUGAUUCUGGUUUUGGUAUGAAACCUGGUAAACCAAAAGAUUUUCAAAUUUUUUAA
Molecule: messenger RNA, 795 nt
Organism: Rotaria sp. Silwood2
Lineage: Eukaryota; Metazoa; Rotifera; Eurotatoria; Philodinida; Philodinidae
Source: the annotation of a GenBank genome assembly